AUGUAAGAUGAAGAAAUUAAGCAAAUGAGGAACAAUCAAAAAGCGAAGUCUUUCAAACCCUAAGGCUUUGAAGAUGCUGGGAAGAAGAGAUCUGAAAAAAUGAUGAUGAGUAAGGAUUAAUUGCGGAUAACUAACAUGCUAGUGGAUUACAAUGAUGAUAAAUUGAAAUAAAAUGAUAUACCUGAUACUGAACUCCUGGCCUCAAUGGUGGAGCUGGUUAAUUAUAGAGAUUCACCAAGUAAAUCUAAGCAUGGUGGUUCUAAUUCUUAAAGAGAGUAUGCGCAAUAUGGAAUAGACAUGAAUCCAAAGGAGAACUUUGAUAUGAAUAGCUAUUUAGAGCAUUCUAAAUAAGAGAGAGCACAGAGUAAAAAGAGAUAGAAUUUCGGAAAAGUAGACUUUGAAAAGACUAUCAAAAACAGCGACUACAGAUCUGGGUUUUUUGGCUAGGUUAGAGAUAAAGACUCUAGAUCAAUUACUAACAACUAUGCUAUAAAGUACUAUAAUCAGAAAUUUGAGUCUCUAAAGACAUUGCUUAGCAAGAAGAGACAUAAAAUGGCAUAAGAUAUUGUUAACUUGGUCACCAAGAGAAAGUAAAGCACUAAGAGUCCUUUCUUUUAAGAUACUAAUGUGGUCGAGAUGCUACCUUCACAUCAUACUUAUUCUAGAUAGGCUUCAGUAGGGUAAAGAGAGACAUUCUCAAGCAACCAUCACAGGGAUGAAAAUGCAGAUAUAAUGAGUGCUUUGGAGGAUCAGAAUACUAAGUCUUAGAACACCAGAUACACUAAAUCAAAUAGUCAGCUAGAUCUAAAGUUAAAGAUAAAUUCAACUAAUCACAAUUUUAUGAUAACACAGCAAGACUUCGCAUCUAGUAGGACACCACUUAUCACUGAAGCUCAAAAACAUUCGUAAUUAGGAAUGACUAGCAGAGUCAACUUUCUGGAGCCACUAGGAGAGCAGGUGCAAAUUAAAAAGAGGAAUUCUUAGAAUUUCCAGAUGAAUACUAUCACUCCUGGUAAUCCCUUUGGGAAGACAUCCUAGAACUUUACUUCAAGGCAUUUCUUUCCAAAUAAUGACAUUAAAGAUGAACUCAAUGAUUGUAAGAGCAAUAGAGCCACUUCAGAGUACCUAAUUAAAGCAGCAUAAAAGUAGACUUAGCUGUCACUUUUUAACAGGAAGGGCUCAAUAUAGUCUAUUUAGUCAUUCGCUCCCACUGUGAUGAAGUCUCAUCACUCUAAGAAUCAGACUGAGUAUGAGCUGCCCAAUAGAUAUGAUAUGGUGAAUAACAUUAUCAUUCAGUGCGUGGACUUGAAUCAAUAGUCAAACGAAGAUAAAAUAAAAGCUGGAAAGAUAAAAAAGGUAAAUUAGGAGAUUGAUAGCAUGUACCGAUAAAUUUAAACCACUUAAAAGGUCAAUAAGCAUAUUUGCAAUAAAGAUUAACUUGCUGUGCCUCAUAUAUGA
Stylonychia lemnae is the source of this 1458-nucleotide messenger RNA. The record is from the annotation of a GenBank genome assembly. NCBI's taxonomy places the organism in Eukaryota, Ciliophora, Spirotrichea, Sporadotrichida, Oxytrichidae.